AAUUCUGGAUAUGGCAUAUAAAAUUCCAGUAUUUUAUUUUGAAAAAUUGGAAUCAGGUACCUUGAGUUUCUAUCUACAACCAGGUCUACAGUACUACAUCCCCUUCCCCAAACAACCAUUAGUGACCUCCACAGGCUCUGUCCACGUUCACAAAUAUUGAUAGAGCCACCCAAUUUAAUUAACAUAUGACUUUAUUUUGAAAAAAAUGGAAUCAGGUACCCUGAGUUUCUAUCUACAUCCCUGGUCUACAGUACUAACACCUGUUAUAGCCCAGCCUUCCCCAAAACAACCAUUAGUGACCUCUACAUCUCUGUCCACGUUAACAAAUAUUGAUUGAGCCACCAAGUGCCAUUCACCUUCAACAUAUUUACAGAAUCUGGAAAACAGAAUGUAUACAGUAUAAUAGGAUGUCAAGGAAAACUGCACUUUAUUGGCUGCUGUUAUACCAGUGUUGUGUUCAAAGUUUUAAAGCUUUAUCAGGAAAGACUUGAGGGCAAAGUGCAUCAAAUAUCAGCUAUCAUCAAGCUAUGGGACAUGCAGAUUAAUCAAUAAUCUCAUUCAGGGUUAUUAGUUAUGGGUUUAUGACCAAGACUGUGAUAUAUUACUGGGUGGCUUUUUGUUUCUGAGUGCUCUUCACUGCUGUCUCAGGAUGAUGAAGCUAGUGCUGCUGUUCCUGACGCUGUCAGGCCUCCAAGCUGCCCCAAUUGUAGUCCCCAGAGGUUUGCAGAAGACAUCUUCAACCUACCAGCUCCCCGAUGGCUUUCGACAGGGCACUGAACACUCUGACAUCCGUGAACCGGUUCCUGGCGGCUUCCGACAGGGUACCGAGCCCUCCAGGAGAUUCAUUGUUGACCUCAACACCGGCGAGGUGCAGGAACACAUCAGUGAGAUGGAGAGAAGACACUGGCUGACAAAUGAGGUCCCUGAAGAUGUUCCAGUCCAGAAGAAUGGUGGUGGUUGGGUCCGAGUGGAGGAACCCUCUGUUCCCCAGCUCCCAGAAGGUUUCAGACAGGGAACAGAACCCAUUAGGUCUAUCCCAGCUGGUUUCAGACAGGGAACCGAGCCCAUUAGGUCUAUCCCAGAUGGUUUCAGACAGGGAACCGAACCCAUUAGUUCUAUCCCAGAUGGUUUCAGACAGGGAACCAAACCCAUGGGGUCUAUCCCAGCUGGUUUCAGACAGGGAACCGAACCCAUGAGGUCCAUCCCAGAUGGUUUCAGACAGGGAACCGAACCCAUGGGGUCUAUCCCAGCUGGUUUCAGACAAGGGACUGAACCUGUUCAUAAGGUCCCAGAGGGUUUUAGGCAGGGAACAGAAGCAUCUUUUCACAUCGCAGACGGCUUUAGGCAGGGAACCGAGCCCAUGGGGUCUAUCCCAGCUGGUUUCAGGCAGGGAACAGAACCCAUCAGGUCUAUCCCAGCUGGUUUCAGGCAGGGAAUCGAACCCAUCAGGUCUAUCCCAGCUGGUUUCAGACAGGGAACCGAACCCAUGAGGUCUAUCCCAGCUGGUUUCAGACAGGGAACCGAACCCAUGAGGUCUAUCCCAGAGGGUUUCAGACAGGGAACCGAACCCGUGGGGUCUAUUCCAGCUGGUUUCAGACAGGGAACCAAGCCCAUUCUUACAAUCCCAGAGGGCUUUAGACAGGGAACUGAACGCUCCACCUCUGGGCUCCAGACCAAGACGGUGGCAUGUAAGGGGGAGGUCAUCAACGGAAACUGCUAUGAGUUCAACCCCACGUUGCUGGCCUUCCAAGAUGCACAGGCCUUAUGCAGAGCUCUCGCCCCAAAUGCUGAGCUUGCAUCUGUAACCACUGGCGAUCUGCAUUCCCGUCUGGUCUCCCUGGUAACCAAGGGAGGCAAAAGCAACCCCGUGUUGACCUGGCUUGGAGGCACGGUCAAGAACCAGCAGGCGUCCUGGCUGGACGGGUCAGAGUGGAGUUAUAGCGACUGGAUGCCGGGUCACCCCAACAUUCACACUGAUAAACCCGUCUGUGUGGAGAUGUUCAAGAUGGAUGAGAGCUGGUGGACGGCCGCCGACUGUGAACUGACGAGAGCGUCCAUCUGUUCUUACCAGAUCACUGCAUGAAAAACACAAAGAAACAGCAAAAGAGGAUGACUCUCUUUGAUUUGUUCCCUCUUAACAAUCUUACAGACAUUAUGUUUCCAUUUCUUUGGGCUACAUUCGUCUGCAUCUAUCUGCAUUUCCUCGAAUAAAACUAAGCAUAUUA
Sebastes umbrosus (honeycomb rockfish) is the source of this 2225-nucleotide messenger RNA. RefSeq lists its product as uncharacterized. The transcript has 7 exons. NCBI's taxonomy places the organism in Eukaryota, Metazoa, Chordata, Actinopteri, Perciformes, Sebastidae. Gene Ontology annotation, molecular function: signaling receptor activity. The record is from RefSeq and is a predicted model, not a curated record. Bases 650 to 2083 code for a protein of 477 amino acids.